AUGUCCAGCCGUUCGAAAAGACCUGAAUUUAACGUCGGAUCAAAUUACGAACUACUACAUGUGAUCGGAGAGGGUGCUUACGGCGUUGUAUGUGCCGCUAUUCAUAAACCAACAGGCCAAAAGAUCAUAUCGAUUCUAGAUAUUGUAAGGCCUGAAAGCUUGGGAAAAUUCAAUGAAGUUUACCUUGUACUAGAGCUUAUGGAAGCCGAUUUGCACGGUAUUAUUCGGUCCCAACGAUUGAGCGAUGACCAUUGUCAGUACUUUAUUUAUCAAAUUCUUCGCGCUCUCAAAGCUUUGCAUUCUGCAAAUGUCUUGCAUCGCGAUUUAAAGCCGAGCAACUUGCUUCUAAAUGCCAAUUGUGAUUUAAAGGUUUGUGAUCUUGGUCUUGCUCGAAAUGCAAACCCUAGUGACGAACAAAGCGGCUUUAUGACCGAAUAUGUCGCUACCCGGUGGUAUCGUGCACCAGAGAUUAUGCUCACUUUCAAUGUAUAUACGAAAGCCGUUGAUAUUUGGUCUGUUGGGUGCAUCAUGGCGGAAAUAUUGGACCAUGAUCAGCUUAGGUUGAUUCUCGAAGUUCUAGGAACACCCAGGAAAGACGACCUCAGCAGUAUUACUAGUAAAAGGGCUCGCAAGUAUAUCGAGAGUUUGCCUUAUAACAAGCGCGUUCCCUUUGCACAAAUGUUCCCCAAUGCGAAUCCGCUUGCUCUGGAUUUGCUUGAAAAAAUGCUUACAUUCAAUCCAUCAAACAGAAUUACAGUUGAAGAGGCAUUAAGACACCCCUACAUGGAGCCUUUCCAUGAUCCUUCUGAUGAGCCAGGAGCGGAUCCAAUUCCCGAUUCAUUUUUUGACUUUGAUAAACAGAAAGAUUGCUUGACGAAAGAGGAACUAAAGGUACUAAUUUACCAGGAGGCUAUGCAGUUUUCUAAAAUAGAGAAGCAAGAACUAUAA
This is a messenger RNA of Paraglomus brasilianum, 948 nucleotides long. The record is from the annotation of a GenBank genome assembly. NCBI's taxonomy places the organism in Eukaryota, Fungi, Glomeromycota, Glomeromycetes, Paraglomerales, Paraglomeraceae.